CGAGUCUGGCUCCUUCACGGUUUGAAUGCUGCUGUGAGAUGUUGACCUAAGUAGAUUCCCAGUUUGUUUUCGCUGAUGGUUUUCAUCGGCGGAUCCACUUCCCGAGUCUGUUGUGAAACACUCCAGCCGCCAUGCAGACCAAAGAGGAGACAGCCGCCGUCUUAAAGUCGUUCGACAUCGGGGACAAGUUCUCGGACCUGCCGGUGCUGCCCAGGGCCUCCGUGCUGAUCCCCCUGUUCGUGAGGGACGGGGGGCUGCACACCCUGAUGACCCUGCGCUCAGCGGAGCUGAGGACCAGCGCCGGGGAGGUGUGUUUCCCCGGUGGGAAGAAGGACCCUGAGGACAGAGACGAUGUGGACACGGCCCUGAGGGAAGCUGAGGAGGAGAUCGGUCUGACAGCUGAUGGGGUGGAGGUGGUCUGCAGACUGUUCCCAGUCAUGCAUAAGAGCGGCCUCCUGGUGACUCCGGUGGUUGGAUUCAUAGAGGAGUCCUUUCGUCCCCGUCCGAACCCGGCUGAGGUCAGCGCCGUGUUCACCGUCCCUCUGGACUUCUUCCUCAGCGAGAAGGGACACAGCGCCGCCCACGGUGCUGCUGGGACGCCGGGGUCGUUGCACUCAUUUCAUUUUGUGGACACUGAUUCAGAAAGCCAGUAUCACAUAUGGGGCCUGACAGCCAUGUGGGCCAUACUUGUGGCUGCACUGGCGCUCGGGAAGAAACCGGAGUUUGACGUUGCUUUUGACUAUAAGAAUCCUUUAACCUUCUUUCAACAGAUUUUACAGAGAUUUAAUAAAUUAUGACAGUUCAUGUAAUGCAUUUGUGCCAGCACCUAAUGCCUGAAGCCAGAUUUGUUAUUUAUUUGCAUUGUAGUAAUUUGCUGUAUUGAUUAUAGGUGUAAAUGGAAACAUACAUGACAUGUUUAAAAGAUGAAAAUCAAGACGCUUGAAUUUUUAUUAAUUCAUUUAAUGUAGCAGCAGGAUUACAGAUAUAAACAGAAGAGUAUACAAAUGUCCAGACCAAGGCAAAGUACAUGUUAAUAAUAGUUCAGAUGUAUGAUAACACACUGGGGUUGACCUUUAUCCCUACUGCAGGGUCUUAAGGCUAGAUACUAAAGCUCAAGCUACACAGAACGGAUACAACAGAACUGUUGGAGAAUGUGAAAUUGAAAGCGAACUAGGAAACGUGAGCAAACUGAUUACACACAAGAUACAGCUCACACUAUUGGCAAGUAACGGUUAUCAUGGUUGCUCCAUUUGAUCAAGCAGUUCACAGCAACAAUAGUAAUGUUGACAAGCACAUCAGUACAAGAAAAGCUCUCCGUAAAACAAUCUCCACGCUCUCGUCCCUUUUACCUCACAGCUACAAAUCUCAUGAGGCAUGGAAAAAACAUUUUCAACAGAAAAUAAUGAACAGGAUGACAAUUCACCGGUGAAGCUGCACAACAUCACGUCGAGAGUUCUCAUUUUGCGAUCUUGCAUUGGAUUUCCAGGGUGAAAAUGUUAUCGCUAAAAUAUAUUGGUAUGGGCUAUGGUUGCGCUUGUGUCGUUGAAAUAAAACGUCUA
This is a messenger RNA of Limanda limanda (common dab), 1559 nucleotides long. RefSeq names its product nudix (nucleoside diphosphate linked moiety X)-type motif 7 (gene nudt7). Gene Ontology annotation, molecular function: acetyl-CoA hydrolase activity; coenzyme A diphosphatase activity. NCBI's taxonomy places the organism in Eukaryota, Metazoa, Chordata, Actinopteri, Pleuronectiformes, Pleuronectidae. Bases 132 to 797 code for a protein of 221 amino acids. Gene Ontology annotation, biological process: coenzyme A catabolic process. The record is from RefSeq and is a predicted model, not a curated record. The transcript has 3 exons.